CCGCUGACUCCUAACUUUGAAGAUGCUGGAGUCGUACGUAACUCCAAUUUUAAUGAGCUAUGUGAAUCGCUAUAUCAAGAACUUGAAGCCUUCGGAUCUCCAGCUUUCACUAUGGGGUGGGGACGUGGUUCUCAGCAAACUCGAAUUAAAGUUAGAUGUUCUGGAACAGGAACUAAAGUUACCAUUCACAUUUUUAAGUGGCCAUAUUCAUGAGCUGAGGAUUCAUGUACCAUGGACAAAACUGGGCUCCGAGCCUGUGGUCAUUACGAUCAAUACAAUGGAAUGCAUCUUGAAACUUAAAGAUGGAAUCCAGGAUGAGCAUGAAAGCUGUGGUUCCAACUCUACCAACCGAAGUCCUGCUGAAAACACAAAAUCAUCCGUCAAACCCGGAAGAAUUCAGCAGACUGCUCCUACAGACCCUGAUUUGCCACCAGGAUACGUGCAGAGUCUGAUUAGACGAGUUGUAAAUAAUGUAAACAUUGUUAUAAAUAAUCUAAUACUGAAAUAUGUUGAAGAUGAUAUCGUCCUUUCUGUCAACAUCACUUCUGCUGAAUGCUAUACUGUGGAUGAAUUAUGGGACCGUGCAUUCAUGGAUAUUUCUGCAACUGAUCUGGUGCUGAGGAAGGUUAUCAAUUUUUCUGACUGUACAGUUGGUCUUGAUAAAAGAAAUGCCAGUGGUAAAAUCGAAUUUUACCAGGAUCCUUUAUUAUACAAAUGUUCUUUCAGAACUCGCCUUCAUUUUACAUAUGAUAACCGAAAUUCCAAGAUGCCAUCUAUUAUUAAAAUUCAUACUUUAGUAGAGAGUCUGAAGCUUUCUCUCACAGACCAGCAGCUGCCCAUGUUCAUCCGUCUCAUGCAGCUGGGGAUUGCUCUCUACUAUGGAGAAAUCGGUGAUUUUAAAGAUGGUGAAACCGAGGACCCUGCCUGUCACAGCAAAGACGCAUUAGGAAGCCUUGCAGGUACUGAAGAUGAGACAAGAAUAGAUAUGCAGUAUCCUGCUCAGUACAAAGGCCAAGAAUUCUAUUCCCAGGACUGUGAGGAGCCUCAGGGAUGGGUGUCCUGGGCCUGGUCGUUUGUUCCUGCCAUCGUGAGUUAUGAUGUUGGGGAAGAAGACUACCUUGGGAGUGACCCUGCAUCAACCAUGCAUCAACAGAAAGUGCAAACCCUGAAGGACCCCAUUGUUUCUGUUGGGUUUUACUGCACAAAGGCAACUGUGACUUUUAAACUCACUGAAAUGCAAGCUGAAAGUAGCUAUUAUAGCCCACAGAAAGUAAAGUCUAAGGAAGUUUUGUGCUGGGAACAAGAAGGAACUACAAUUGAGGCCCUUAUGAUGGGAGAGCCUUUCUUUGAUUGUCAGAUUGGAUUUGUAGGUUGCAGAGCCAUAUGCCUUAAAGGAAUUAUGGGCGUUAGAGAUUUUGAAGAGCAUAUGAACAGAAGUGAAGCUGAAGCCUGCUUCUUCAUUUGUGGUGAAAAUUUGAGUACAAAAGGUUUGACAUACCUUACAAAUUCAUUGUUUGAUUACCGAAGCCCAGAGAACAAUGGCACCCGUGCCGAGUUUAUCUUGGAUGCAGCUCACCAUAAGGAGACAUACACAAAAAUAGCUGGCAUGCAAAGGUUUGGUGCUUUCUACAUGGAUUACCUGUAUACAGUGGAGCACAGCAGGGGCAAAGGUCCAGCAAAUCAGCAAGACUUUCCUUCAGGGAAAAAUGAGGACUUGGGAAUAGUCCAAGAAAAGUCUACUAAAAGCCUUGUUAUAGGCCCUCUAGAUUUACGCUUGGACAGUAGUGCAGUGCAUCGGAUUUUGAAGAUGACCGUCUGUGCUUUGGAACAUGAAUAUGAGCCAUACAGCAGGCUGAAACCAGAAAGUAAGAAUGAAAAGGAAACAGUACUGAAUCCUGAGGAAGUGGCUUCUCUGGAGGAAUAUAUUCCCACUCGGCACACAAGCGUUACUCUUCUCAAAUGUACUUGCACGAUUUUCAUGGCAGAAUUCAAUUUGCUAGACCGCUUGCUUCCUGUCAUCAUGGGCGGAAAGAACUCAAGUAACUUCAUGAAUGCCACAAACUUCCAAUCACUUCGACCUUUGCCAUCCAUUCAGAUACUGGUGGAUAAAAUUAAUUUGGAGCAUUCUGUUCCAAUGUAUGCUGAGCAGUUGGUGCAUGUAGUCAGUGGCCUCCCUCAGCCUUCUGAUAGUCUGCUUCAUUAUUGCUAUGUCCACUGCUACCUCAAGGUGUUUGGUUUCCAGGCAGGACUGACAUCUUUGACUCACAGUGGAUCUUACUGCUUGCCUGUACCAAUUAUCCCCUCUUUCAGCACUGCCCUGUAUGGGAAACUUCUGAAACUCCCUGCUCUCUGGACCAAAAGAUCUCAGACUGUUGUAACUGAAGGUAUUUUUGAACUGCCAAAUCUCACAAUUCAAGCGACAAGAGCACAGACACUUUUGCUGCAAGCAAUAUAUCAGAGUUGGGCUCAUAUUGGAAAUAGCAGCUCUUCAACAGUGAAUGAAGCUUUGAUGAAUGAAGUCUUCCAAACUACAGGUGUGAAAGCUAAGAAUCCCCUGCCAACUCUUGAGGGCUCAAUCCAGAAUGCUGAGCUGAAGUACUGCAGCACAUCAUUGGUCAGAUGUGCCUCUGGGACCGUGGGAUCCAUAAAAAUCUGUGCCAAAGCCCCAGGUGACAAUGGAAAAGAAAAGUUGAUUCCUUUGCUUCAGGGCCCUUCUGACACUCGAGACCUUCACAGCACCAAGUGGCUUAAUGAGAGCAGAAAGCCGGAGUCACUCCUCGCCCCAGAUCUGAUCGCGUUCACCACUCAGGUCCCCCAGCACAUGGAUGACUGCCACCUCUCCGGUGCUGUGUUUCUUUGUAGUGUACAAGGAUUAGCAGUUAACAUUGACCCAGUAUUGUAUACAUGGCUCCUCUAUCAACCGCAGAAAAGGACAAACAGACAUAUGCAGCAGCAGCCUGUGGUAGCAGUUCCUCUUGUUCCUGCAGUGAGCAGGAGGAAAGAAGAGGAGCUCUCUGCUGGAAGUGCCCCAUUGGCAAAGCAGCAGUCAUAUCAAGCCUCAGAAUAUGCCAGCAGCCCUAUCAAAACAAAAACAGUCACAGAAAUUCAUUAA
Messenger RNA from Microtus oregoni (creeping vole), 3112 nucleotides. RefSeq names its product vacuolar protein sorting-associated protein 13B-like. Bases 23 to 3112 code for a protein of 1029 amino acids. The record is from RefSeq and is a predicted model, not a curated record. The transcript is spliced from 21 exons. NCBI's taxonomy places the organism in Eukaryota, Metazoa, Chordata, Mammalia, Rodentia, Cricetidae.